This is a messenger RNA of Drosophila elegans, 1285 nucleotides long. RefSeq lists its product as uncharacterized. Bases 73 to 789 code for a protein of 238 amino acids. Lineage: Eukaryota; Metazoa; Arthropoda; Insecta; Diptera; Drosophilidae. The record is from RefSeq and is a predicted model, not a curated record. The transcript has 2 exons.
CUUUAUUCUAAGUUACCGGCGGGAUUGUUGCGUUUGUUUGGAUUUGGCUUUGAUUUCAGCAAUAUUUAAGAAAUGGAUCUCGAUGCAGCUGGAGCAGCUCAAAGUCCGACGGAGAUGCGUUUUUGCGGACUGGGCAAUCACAAGUUGAGAACCCCGUACCGUAAAUUGACAAAUCCGUAUUUGCUGCGUUUUGCCAAAAAGCUUUCCUCUGAACUUAUGGAGGGUUCACUUCUGUGCCGUACUUGUUAUUCAUCUCUUGUCCGGUUUUAUAACGUAAAGAACGACCAUGCCAAGCAACAUGCUCUCAACAGGGAGGCGGAGAGCAUUUCGGAUGUCAGCAGCAGUCAACGGAUUAAUUCCUCUCAAGACUCCGGCUCCGCAGUGUCGGUGAUCCCGGCAGAAGGUUCCAAGUCCAACCUGCCAGACGGCAUCGAUCAGCCGCUCAUUUGGUCCGAUACUAGUUCCGAAAAUCCCACAGCGGAUGUGUCAAUACCCUCGUCAGAUGAUAGACCCACCACGAGUGCUGCUGCGGCCAAGAAGCGACAGCGCCAGGCCGAAAACAUCCACAAGGCACCAUCGCCCAAAAGGUCACGCCCUGUAUUGGUAUCCCCGAACACGGACACGGACACGUCCAUCAGUGAUGACUACGAUGCCAACUCCAAUCUGAGUCUUAACGCCGUGAAUGGCACUCGUCUGCCGCACAUCCAGCCGAUACCAAAGAGGCGCCAGGUUGUGCACCCAAACAAGAAGGCCAUGGACAUUUAUUUGGCUGGAACCACGGGAGGAUAGCUAGAUAGAUACUUAUCUAACAACUAAAGCCAUUUGAAUCCUAAUUUUUGUUUUGUUUGUAAACCAAAUUUGCAUUCUCAACACAAUGUUUAUCUGUUCAAUUUCAUUUAUAAUGCUCAAAACGCCAACCUUUCACUGUGUCAUUUAAAAAUUGGUCGAAACAUCUUGUAAAUACCUCAUUACCUUUAUAUUAUUAAUGGGUAUCGAAGGUUUACCUGGAUGAAAUAAGGCUGGCAUAUUGUAAUUCAUUUUUGUAGUUGACUCAUUCUUAACAUAUCAGCGUAUACACAGGAUAUGUUUUCUAUUAUUAAGCAAAUAUUUACUAAUAUGUGACCAUUGUAGGAUGUUAUGAGCUUAAAAAUAAGUUUUUAUAAUAAUAUUUAAAAAAGUAUGCUUGCUAGCAAUGAACUGAAGAAUGCACUGAGUUAACGAACUGAAAAUUUGUUAAAUUCUUUAAAAAUAGAAAUACUGAAGUACCUAAGCAUGCUACGGACUA